Molecule: messenger RNA, 249 nt
Organism: Medioppia subpectinata
Lineage: Eukaryota; Metazoa; Arthropoda; Arachnida; Sarcoptiformes; Oppiidae
Source: the annotation of a GenBank genome assembly
AUGGCACGGAAUCCGUUGAUGACUUUGGUCUACUACAGCAUAGCGAUGGUAACGCUGCCGAUCGCCGCCUACUUCUUGUCGAGACCUGUAUUUGAAACGUUCACUCAAUCGGCAAACAUCUAUUCAGCCAUCGCUGCCGUCGUUGUCGUUCACAUUAUACUCUUUGGAUUCGUUUACAUCGCUUAUAAUGAGGACAAAAACUUGACACAAACCGACAAAACGGCCAAAAGUGCCGCAAAAACUGAUUAA